Molecule: messenger RNA, 1227 nt
Organism: Zea mays
Lineage: Eukaryota; Viridiplantae; Streptophyta; Magnoliopsida; Poales; Poaceae
Product: Glutathione transferase III(b)
Exons: 3
Coding region: 135-800 (221 amino acids)
Biological process (GO): glutathione metabolic process
Cellular component (GO): cytoplasm
Molecular function (GO): glutathione binding; glutathione transferase activity
Source: RefSeq, marked validated
CCUUCGUCAGCUGGCAGCUGCUAUAAUAAGGAAGGAAGAAGAUAACGGAGGGCAAGGAAACUCGCUCCCACUCUACUCCUAUCCACUGCGGCCUGGACGCGUGCGAGAGACUUGACCAAGCAGCAGCAGCAGGGAUGGCGCCUCUGAAGCUGUACGGGAUGCCGCUGUCCCCCAACGUGGUGCGCGUGGCCACCGUGCUCAACGAGAAGGGCCUCGACUUCGAGAUCGUCCCCGUCGACCUCACCACCGGCGCCCACAAGCAGCCCGACUUCCUCGCCCUCAACCCUUUCGGCCAGAUCCCGGCUCUCGUCGACGGAGACGAAGUCCUCUUCGAGUCCCGUGCGAUCAACCGGUACAUCGCCAGCAAGUACGCGUCGGAGGGCACGGACCUGCUCCCCGCGACGGCGUCGGCGGCGAAGCUGGAGGUGUGGCUAGAGGUGGAGUCGCACCACUUCUACCCGAACGCGUCGCCGCUGGUGUUCCAGCUGCUCGUGAGGCCGCUCCUGGGCGGCGCCCCCGACGCGGCGGUGGUGGACAAGCACGCGGAGCAGCUCGCCAAGGUGCUCGACGUGUACGAGGCGCACCUCGCCCGCAACAAGUACCUCGCCGGGGACGAGUUCACGCUCGCCGACGCCAACCACGCGUCCUACCUGCUCUACCUCAGCAAGACCCCCAAGGCCGGGCUCGUCGCCGCCCGCCCCCACGUCAAGGCCUGGUGGGAGGCCAUCGUCGCCCGCCCCGCGUUCCAGAAGACCGUCGCCGCCAUCCCCUUGCCCCCGCCGCCCUCCUCCUCGGCUUGACCUCGCCUUGCGUUGCGCCGUUGCCUGGGUCGCGGAUGCGUCGGAGCCCCGAGUCGAAUAAAAGAGGCAGCAUCCUGUCUUGCAUUUGCUGCUGCGCCAUGUGUUAACAGCCUGUGUAAUAAACACUGUUGCUUUCGUGUGUGUUCAUUGCCUUUUGGUUGGUCUUUGCAUAUCCUACUAGUGCUGAUCUUUUUGUGAAGCUUGGAUUGGAUGGACGCGUUUUCUUCACCGUAAUUCCCUUCUUCCUGAGCGACGUGACUGUUGAUUCGAACAACAACAAAAUUUUCGGCCCACAACCGCAAGGCCCGUUCCUACGACUCACCUGUUGGGUUUGGGUUACAGUUAAGGCCUUCCUCUUGGAUGAAUUUAUAUCCCAUAUCUAAUUCUAUGGUGGGAUUAAAUCCAUCAUUUAAUUCAUGUAUCUCUC